AGCAAAGCACAAUGAAUGCAGAUAAAAAAACUAAGAAAUGUCAUUGCAAAAGUUUUUGUUUGCGUCAAGUUGCAUACAUGCAUAUCGUAUUUCUAGUCUCUUAUCCCAGAAUUCAUUCAAAUAUGUGGCAACAGCAAUUCAAUAGCUUUGCUGGAUUCCUUAUUUCUCCUUAUUUCCCGCGUGUUUCGUAAUACUACAGCAAAAAAGUUAUUGAAAAUAAUGUAUGUUUUUCAUCGAGCUCAGAUCAUAAUCUGAGCUAGCCGUGGUUAACCUGAAUGCCGCCCUCUUGCGUUCGGCAAAUUUAUGUUGACCUUUGACACAUAAGCGUUAGUCCGCCAUUCUUUGCCCGGGGGAUGGAUUUUGUCCUUUCUUUUUUCUGCGUUAUUCUUGUGAAUCUUUUAUUCUGAGCUGUUCAACUUAAACCAAAAGAUUUCAGUGGACUUUAGCCGAGAUGGACUUCAACAAAAUUGAAGCAGAGGAAAGGCACAUCUUUAAGUUGUGGACUUUGUGUCGUGUCUGUGGCCAGGCAGGUGAGAAGCUCCAGUACUGUUUGGAUAACUACGCUGAUUUAUUGGAGCAGCUGUAUGGCAUUGACCUGACCAAUGACGACCCAGCAAUCCAUCCACAGAUGGUCUGUCAGAAGUGUCGUCUAGUCCUACAACAGUACCUCAAGAAGCCUGCCAAAUCCAAGAAGCCUCCACUUCCUGAACUCUACACAUUUUAUAAACACAGCGAGGAGUGCUUUGUGUGUGACCGAGCCUCGGGAUUGCUCCCUAAGAGAAAACUGUCCAUUGAUGUCGGAGAGUUGGCGGCACAGGCCAAGAUAGCUAGACAGGAGACUGGCCAGUCUAAUAUCCAUGAUGACAAGAACUCUGAGGAUGAUGCAGCCUCCAAGAAAGAGAACACAGAGGAACUAUCAUCGCAAGACACAGAGAGAACUAACGUUCUCCUGCAAGCUCUUCAGGGAGCUGUAGUAGAUGAGACCCUUGUUGCUAACCCUGAAGAAGGGUUGGAAGAGCCUGAACAAGACGGCUUCACUAAGUACGUUUACCUCAACAUGAUCCGCCGAUUCAAGGCUCGCAGUAUCAAGGAGGAGAAGGCAAAAGAGAGCAUAGACAUUAACCGUUUCAAUCAGAAGAACUUUGCUUAUGCGUUCCUGACGUGUGCCCUCUGUAAGCGACUGCCCUUGAAACCAGUCAGCACAGAAUGCAAGCACAUAUUCUGUGAGGCUUGCAUCAGUGAUUGGCUGAAUUUUGGCAAUGUCUGCCCAAAAUGUGAGGAGGUGAUCGUGGAGCUGUCUGAUGCGACGGAACAGCUGAAUCACCUAUAUUUGCUCUUGGAUGCUCCUUGCUCAUUUGCCAGCAAAGGAUGCGAAGCGAAGCUGAACCCUUUUGAAAUCAUCGCACACGAGAAGGAAUGCCCAUACAAUGACAAAAAUGACAGUUCAAGCUCCAGCGAUGAAGAGGAAGAACAGGAACCUGAGGUGGAGCGCAAAGUGUCACCUCGCAAGAGAAGGUCACUGCGAUUUGUUACCAAAAAAGUAGCCAACUCACGCGUGGAAGACAUUGUGAACUGCCUUGAGAAGUCUUGCAGUCUAGCCAAUCUAGACAAAAUAGACGUGUUGUUCUACAUACUGCGGGAAGCUCUGGCUGAGGUUGACGAUGCUCGGGCCAAGAAUGUUGAUCUUCUCUGGCAAAACAAGAUGAAGCCAGUCCUAACGAGAGGGAGAGGGAGGCCGCUAUCAGUGACGUCACUGACGCCUAGUUCAGCAAGACAGCUGAAUCGUAGGAAAGGUACUCCCAGGAAAAGGGGGCGACCGCGAAAGACACCCGUGAAGAUAGAGAGUAUUAGUAGCGAAGAAGAUGAGGAGGAUGAGGAUGAAGCCGAAGAAGAAGACUUGGAAGAGAAGGAUGCCACAUGGAAACCACGGUCUGCCAUCGGGAGGAGACAAGUCAGGAAAGAUACAGAGAUAGCAGAGCAGAAAGAGGACGAGGAUGCCACCAAGGAACAUGAUUACUCAAUGAAGAGGAAAGAAGCUGAAGAAUCUGAGAUCCAAGGUGACAUUGACACAGAGAAUGUUGUGGCCCAUGUAGUUAUUGAGGAUGGUGAGCAACAAAUUCUGGAGGCCACUGUAACAGUUCAGUGAAAAUGAGUAAGGAAAGCAAUGAAAUAUGAAGAUUAAAUAAGGUAACAUGCCUCUUCUGCUUUGUGAAGUGAAUGCUUGAAUUUAGAGUGUUUCUUACAUUGUUCAUGUACAUAUGUUGUAAAAUACGUAUUCUGCAUGAAACCGUUGCAGGCUCAUGUAAAUUUGUGCAGCAAUUUGUAAUUCUCUGAUGAAUUGGCACACAAGUAUUGAUAAGGUGGACCAUUUUGCACAUGUGAAUCUUUGAGAUCGGGGACAUUGGCAACAGUGGAAACGGUCUUCAGGUAUGGAUAUACACAGAUUACACAGAUGAACCCUAAUGGUAACUUGAUAAGGGGACCAAACACAACACCCUGCUGAUAACAAAGAAAAUUAUUAGGUCCCAAGUCAUAUUCUGUUUUUUGUUCAUGAUAAAACAGGGUCUUUUUCCUUAACUUGGUGAUUGGUAAAGUCCCAAGGACCUUGUUUACAUGUAUAUAAAGGCAUUUCACUGUGUGAUGAUAUUUAGAUACAUGUAUAAAAGUUAGAAUCACAAUCGCAUCACAAACUGAUGCCUUGGCAAAUCUCUGCCACAUCCCGUCAUGCCCUUGCCCCACCACCAAUCCACCAUCCCAUCUGUAUUCCUAAUGAAACCACUAGGCGAUGUGAUUAGCUUAGCAACUUUGACACACACAUCUACAUGUAGAUAAUUUAUUUAAUGAGUCCUCUGAUGGUAAGAGAAGCAUUUCUGUCUUUUUGCUGGGUACAUGUUUUUACAAUGGGUCUCUCCUCAGUUAAAAGACCGAAAUGCUGCUUUGUAAAUUCCCAGCGGUGUAGAGGUGUCAAUAUGGUUCCUGCACCUACAGGACAGAUAAAUUCCAUGACUCUUCCAUGACCAAAUUAUGAAAAUCCACGACCCAAUAACGCAAUUUCAUGGACUAUCUGGAGUUGCGAAUAAAAUCACACAUUUUAUGUACUUACAGUAUAUCUGGUAAUAGAAAUCACACACUGUGUUCGAAAAAUUUCAUGACUUUUCCAGGCCCAGAAAAUGAAAAAAAAAUUUCCAUGACUUUUUCAUGACUUUCCCUGUGUCAACUUUCCAUGAACUGCUGAUCUUGCAAGUAACUAAGAAAUGCUGCUGAUUUCCCUGGGUCUACAUGUGUACAUUAAACUUGAGUUGAUAGCUGUGUUGCAUUCAUCAAUGUAAUGAAUUCCAAGGGAAAACAGUUGCUUCUAAAUGGUUUUCAUACUCUUCAGUUGAGCUUGUAAAUAAUUGCUUAAUUAGAAGUUGGAAUGGAGCAACAACGAGGUGUACAUGUAUUCUAUGUUCCAUUUUACUUUAUUUUUUCCCUGGUUUUACGAAGUGAUUACACAGGAUUUUGACUAAAAAUUGAAGGUGCAAAUCUUUCUUCAAAGGCAUAUCUGAGUGAUUUAAAGAAUAGUAAAGAUUUGUCAAAUUGUAAUAAAAAAUCAAGAAAUUUAA
This is a messenger RNA of Acanthaster planci (crown-of-thorns starfish), 3605 nucleotides long. RefSeq lists its product as uncharacterized. Lineage: Eukaryota; Metazoa; Echinodermata; Asteroidea; Valvatida; Acanthasteridae. The record is from RefSeq and is a predicted model, not a curated record. Gene Ontology annotation, molecular function: ubiquitin protein ligase activity; metal ion binding. Gene Ontology annotation, biological process: protein polyubiquitination; ubiquitin-dependent protein catabolic process.